UGUUAGGGGGCGCGGAUAUCGAAAUUUGGGUAAUUCGGGCGCUGAGGUUGUUUUGUUUUGAGCACGUGUGAUGUUUCAAGAGUGCGCUAGUGAAUUAUUUAUGAAUGAUUGUGGAUCGUUGUUUGCGUCUCCGAGAUAAUUAAACUUUGCCGCCGGUGUAGAGCGACCACGUAAUGGCAGCAACUCAGCGCUGAACUCCGCAUCGAUUGCUUGGCAACCUGUUUCUUGUUUUUUUUUUUUCAGUGAGGGGAACCUCGGAUCGCGUUAAUCCACAUGAAGGGCUCGUCGUCGUUCAUGUUCUAGUUUGCGAGAAUACAGAUAGUCUUCGAGCACAAGAGCCAUGCCUGUUCGUCGCGACGUGCUCCGAAAGCAGGCGCGGGAGGGCAUCUGCUACGGGCUAUGGGUGACCGUAGGCACGACUCUCGGCUUGGGACUGCUGCAAGCACAGGUGCGAUACACUGGCGACAGGGCCGUGCCGAUGCUGGUGGCCCUCGCUUUGGUGCUCGAGGUGACGGGCUGUGCCUGGCUUCGCCUUUUCGGCAGUUCGUCUUCGCGCAGCUACGGCCAACGGACCAGGGUCGCCGGCUCUGUGGCGACGGCUGUAGCUAGCGUCGUGUUCAGCAUCGUGUUCUUCCAUGUCUUGGCCGUUUUGUUCGGCGCUCCGUUGUUUGAGGACAGCCAGCAAACUCUCUGGUUUGGUGUGCAUAUGACUAUGGUGACCAUACUGCCGCUUAUACUAUCAGGAGGCCACAUGAGCAUAGGGGCCCUCCAGAAGACAAUUGUUGACCAAAAGUUCUGCGAGGUGCCAUUAGACUGGAUUCAGCGGUGGGGCAGCCGUGGCGCCCUCUUUGGCGCCUGGCUCGGGGCCAUAGCCCUGGUGCUGGACUGGGACCGCCCCUGGCAGCGCUGGCCGACACCCUGCAUUGUCAGCUCUCUCCUGUUCCGAGGCCCGGCCUUGAUGGUUGCAAGCUGCAUCUUGGCGAGCCAGUGAAAGCAUGCUCAGUUGUGCAGACUCGCCGUAGGCCAGCGCUGGCUCAGCUAGUCUGGACUGCUAUCCCUUCAUCAGCACCGAACUGCUAGUCAUAUGUUUAUAAGUAGGCAGCAAAGACAGUUUUCAUAGGCAUAGUCUGUUUUAACACGUCAGUUUCAUCACUCCUUAUAAUUAAACACCACUGCUAACCAUUGCAUUACUGGUAACAAUUGCUGUAUAAUAUGAGUGGGCAAAUAAUGAGAUGUGGCGUUCAUACUUAGGGACCAUAAACAACGUUUUUGUACCAGUGCUAACUUCAUAGGCCCCGUCGUGAAUGUCAAGGUGUGUUUUCUGUGAGGGACGCGUUUCCUUAAACAGUAUUUGUUACAUUCUUUUAUUUCAAGGAAAUAAAUAUAUUCUAGAUUUUGUCAACGUUAUUUAUGUCGUUGGCAUAGACCUGCCUAGAAAAAUUGCCAUGGGGAAUGUUAGUGAUGCAAUAUUUCCACUACAAUGGCAAUGACGGUUUGAAACAGUUUUGUGACUUUGCAGAUAGAUAAUUUGAAACGACAUGUUUCGACAGUUUGCAACAAUUAUGCAUGUGGGCAGAAACUACUAAUCAGUCUUGCUGCAUUUAGAAAAGGUAUGCUUUGAAAUUUAUAAACAAGGUGUAAUAAGUAAUGUCAGAAGAAUGUUCGAAGCCACAAGCAUGUAGGUUAGACAAAUCCAUGUUCAUUAUUCCCAAGCUGGUGGAACCACUAUACUUGCACAGGCUCGAGCGCCACAGUUUCCUUGAGUAAUUUUGGUGGGAAACUCUGGCCAUUUGUAACAGUUGGGAUUCAUCAUGACAAAGUCGCACUCAACACACUUUCAUUAUAUAUUUGGCAUUCAUUGUAAGUAUACAUAAUAUCAGCAAGCAGAUUGCAAAUUCUUAAUUUAGUUUUUUGUAUUCUUUGUAGAGCACUGCGCAUGUAAUGUGGAGAUCUGGGUUCGGCUCCCUGCUAGGUGCGGCAAAUUAGCUUUUCGUCCACUUCCAUUUUUGUUUACCUUAUUAUUUGUACAUUUCAAUUAAACACUAUCUCUCUGUAUUCUUUA
Messenger RNA from Dermacentor andersoni, 2062 nucleotides. RefSeq names its product phosphatidylinositol glycan anchor biosynthesis class F (gene PIG-F). NCBI's taxonomy places the organism in Eukaryota, Metazoa, Arthropoda, Arachnida, Ixodida, Ixodidae. The record is from RefSeq and is a predicted model, not a curated record. Gene Ontology annotation, cellular component: endoplasmic reticulum membrane. Gene Ontology annotation, biological process: GPI anchor biosynthetic process.